Pan troglodytes (chimpanzee) is the source of this 2545-nucleotide messenger RNA. It is a transcript of the gene AQP6, whose product is annotated as aquaporin 6. Gene Ontology annotation, cellular component: plasma membrane; apical plasma membrane. NCBI's taxonomy places the organism in Eukaryota, Metazoa, Chordata, Mammalia, Primates, Hominidae. The transcript has 4 exons. Bases 228 to 1076 code for a protein of 282 amino acids. Gene Ontology annotation, biological process: water transport; carbon dioxide transport; transmembrane transport. Gene Ontology annotation, molecular function: water channel activity; nitrate transmembrane transporter activity. The record is from RefSeq and is a predicted model, not a curated record.
AUACACACGCAUAAGCCCAUCCGCCUGCGCCCUGCCAGUCUGACCAGCACAGUCCUGGGGACAGGAGCGUGGUGGAGGAGCUGCAGGUGGGGGCCAGAGAAGCCUCCACAGAGAGCAAAAGCCAGGGUCAGCCAGAGACAGGACACCAGAAGAGACAGGAGAUCAGAGACCAGAGGAACAGAGAAGAGGCCCCAGAGCAAAGCAAGGAACAGCCAAGGCACCAGGACAUGGAUGCAGUGGAGCCAGGGGGACGUGGCUGGGCCAGCAUGUUGGCGUGCAGGCUUUGGAAAGCCAUCAGCAGGGCGCUGUUUGCAGAGUUCCUGGCCACGGGGCUGUAUGUGUUCUUUGGCGUGGGCUCAGUCAUGCGCUGGCCCACAGCACUUCCCUCCGUGCUACAGAUUGCCAUCGCCUUCAACCUGGUCACCGCCAUGGCUGUGCAGGUCACCUGGAAGGCCAGCGGGGCCCACGCCAACCCCGCCGUGACGCUGGCCUUCCUCGUAGGCUCCCACAUCUCUCUGCCCCGUGCUGUGGCCUAUGUGGCUGCCCAGCUGGUGGGGGCCACGGUGGGGGCUGCUCUGCUUUAUGGGGUCAUGCCGGGAGACAUCCGAGAGACCCUUGGUAUCAACGUGGUCCGGAACAGUGUCUCAACUGGCCAGGCGGUGGCAGUGGAGCUGCUUCUGACCCUGCAGCUGGUGCUCUGUGUCUUCGCUUCCACCGACAGCCGUCAGACAUCAGGCUCCCCGGCCACCAUGAUUGGGAUCUCUGUGGCACUGGGCCACCUCAUUGGGAUCCACUUCACUGGCUGCUCCAUGAAUCCAGCCCGCUCCUUCGGCCCUGCCAUCAUCAUUGGGAAGUUCACAGUCCACUGGGUCUUCUGGGUGGGGCCCCUGAUGGGAGCCCUCCUGGCCUCACUGAUCUACAACUUCGUCCUGUUCCCCGACACCAAGACCCUGGCGCAGCGGCUGGCUAUCCUCACAGGCACCGUAGAGGUGGGGACAGGGGCAGGGGCAGGGGCGGAGCCCCCGAAGAAGGAAUCCCAGCUGGGUUCGGGAGCUGUGGAGAUGGAGAGUGUGUGAAACAGCCUAGGCCUGGCCGCGCCCUUGGGCUUCCUGCCUUGCAGGACCUGCCUGGAGGUUCUCCCUGGGGGUAGCGGGAGGGGGAGGCUUGACCUUUUGUCCUGACCAGGUGGGCUGGAGGGGACAAGCCCUAUCCCUGGCAUUACGUUUCUAGGUAGAAUCUGGGAGUGAAUUUGUCCCAUUCCCUCUCUGUAGGGCUUCCCCACCUCUCAGUGGGACAGAGCAGAGGAAGGCAGGGGAUUUAGGAUCGCCCUCCCAUGCUCUCACCCACUGGACCCCGUAGGAGUCCUGACACCCAGAUGCCCAAGUCUUGGGGGAGAAAGGAAUGGGAGCCCAGACAGCCACUCUGCUUAGACAUGGGAGCUAUAGGGACCUCAGGAAGCCCCAGCUUCUUACCCACCCAGGAAACGCUUGGUCCAGAGAGGACAGGCUGUCUGGAGGAAUCAGGCCCUGGGACAGCCUCUGAGCUCCUGGGGGGGUUUCUCUGACCUUGGGUGUGGUUUUGGGGGGUAUAUUUCCUCCUUCAGACUGGGGGCUUCCUGAGGACAGAGACUGCUCUACCAAUAGAUCUUUGUUUGUUUUGAGACAGAAUCUUGAUCUGUUACCCAGGCUGGAGUGCAGUGGCAUGAUCUCGGCUCACUGCAACCUCUAUCUCCUGGGUUCAAGGGAUUCUCCUGCCUCAGCCUCCCAAGUAGCUGGGAUUACAGGCGCCUGCCACCACACCCAGCUAAUUUUUUGUAUUUUUAGUAGAGAUGGGGUUUCACCAUAUUGGUCAGGGUGGUCUCAAACUCCUGACCUGAGGCGAUCUGCCCACCUCGGCCUCCCAAAGUGCUGGGAUUACAGGUGUGAGCCACCGCGCCCGGCCUCUCCCAAUAGGUCUUUAUUCCUCAAUCCUCCAAAUGCUCUGGAGAGGCCCCCACCCUUGAGAAGAACUGACACAGAGAAGAACAUUUUCUCUGGCUCAUAGAGGGGUGGGAUAGAGGAAGGGAGGUUUGAGCCAGACAGGCCUUUCCCAGGGAAGCCUCCUCCCAGGUGCUUGCCCCAGCUCCCACCCCACAGCCCACUCUCAGGCAGGAACAAUCCUCAGAGGGGAAGUGCCCAUCUAGCCAUUGACUCAUGACCUGGGUCAAAGAAGCAGUCUCCAGGCUCUCUGUCAGCAUUACAGGAUCCCCAAAAAGGUGUUGAAUAAGCCCUAAGGGUAGUAGGAACCCAGGAGGGACCCAGGAAACUAAGAUUUGAGAUUCAGUGCCUCUGAAAGACUACCAAAAUCUAAAUUGGUUUAAUAGUUAAAGGCUGCUGUAGAUUUAUUCUGCCCACAACUUGGGGGUCCUAUCUGGAUCUUGGCUUCUCCAGCUGUAAAAUGGACACACAGUCCUCCUCUAGGGACUGCUGUGAAAUCAAGAAAUUGGAAAAUACUUUCAGAAGUUAAAAUGCUAGAAAAACAACCCCAAUAAAUGAUGAUUAUUGUU